AUGAAGAACAAGAGACAGGAUGUGGAAUCUGACGUCCAACAGAGAGACCUAGAAGAGCCCACGUCCCCUACAGCCAGGGAUUUGUGGAAUGUUGGAUUAAAGAUCACAAAAGAGCGAACUCCUGCUAGCGAGGAAGAGCAGGCAGAGUGGGACGCUACCCGUGAAGACUCGGAUAACGGUGACUACGACUACGAGCUGUCUCUGGAAAUGAAGAGGCAGAAGAUUCAGCGCGAGCUAAUGAAGCUGGAGCAAGAGAACAUGGAAAAAAGGGAGGAGAUUGUUAUUAAGAAAGAGGAGCCGGCCAGCAAGAACAGGACCAGCAGCCUGACAAAGAUCUCUCCCGAGCCUGCCAGUUCUAAAGGAUCCCCUUCAUCUCGGAAGUCCAGCGGAUCACCCAAGAACAAAACCGGGAUCAAAUCUGCGGGAUCGGGCAAGAAGGAGAAGAAGGCGUCCGUCAUCUCCUCUCCAGCGUCGGAUCAGGCCAGGCCCUCCAAGACGACUCACAGCAAGAAGAAAGGCCCCCGUACCCCCAGCCCCCCUCCGCCCGUCCCGGCGGACAACCCUGUGGUGGGCAAGAAGCACAAGGGCAAGCACAAGAACAAGGAGAAGCUGGAGGAGAAGCCCAAGGAGGGCAAGGAGCGGGGGAGGGACACGGAGAAACACAAGGAGAAGAAGGAGAAGCGCAGGGACCGCUCGGAGAGCUCCCAUAAGCAGAAGAGGUCUGUGACCCCCGAGGAGCGUUCUGGCAGUGCCUCCUCCCCUUCCAGGGAGGUGUCACCCUCCCCAAGACUGGCACCCCCGAAACCCUCUGCCAUCACCUCUCCACCCCCUAGGUCCCCGACGCCCCCCCGGCACCACCGCACCCCCACGCCCCCCCGGCACCACUCCCCCUCGUCCCGCUCGGGGUCGUCCACCCUGCGGCACUCCGCGUCCCCCCGGCGCCGACGCUCCGCCUCCCCAGCGUACUUGCGUGACCCCGCCUCCUCGCCCGCGCAGAGGCGCUCGCGGUCCCCCGUGGCGACGGCCCUCGCCGCCUCCCCGCCGCCCAACCGUAGGCCCAGCCCCUCCCGCCACCACUCCCAGGGCCGGGAGAGGGGCGGGGCCGAGAGGGAGAGGACCCCGCCCCUGCAGGAGCGGCGGCUGGAGCGCAGAGACGAGAGCCGCGGGAAGCGGGAGAAGGACUCCCGGGAGGACCGGGAGUUCGAGGGCGAGCAGAGCGCGUCGCGGCAGUCCCGCGACGACGGGGGGAGCAGGGAGGGGCGCGAGCGGAGGGAGGCGCGGGACCGGCGGGAUGGCCGGGACUCGCGGGAGCGCCGCGUGGAGCCGCGCUCCGGACGCGACUCGCUGGAGUACCGAGACCGCGACCGCGACAGGGAGCGGGACCGCGACCGCGACCGGGCCGACGCCCACAGGAAGGAGGAGACGACGGCCCCGGAGGAGCGCAGCUACGGGAGAGGCCACGCCCGCGAGGAGGCCGCCCGCCCAGAAGGGAGGACCGAGGUGCGGGCGGAACCCAGGGCCGAGUCCAGGGUGGAGCCGCGCCCUGAGAGACCUGGCAGGGGGCGGGACCGCGGCACAGAGGCAGGCGAAAAGGGCGGGCGUGCCUCCAGAGGCUCCCAGUUCGACAGCGGCAGCGGCAGCAGCAGCGGAAACCUGCACGAGAACUGGGAGUCCCGCGGGAACUUCGCGGACAGGAGCGCGGAGAGAGGGGCCGACCGCGACCGCUACGACGGAGACCGGCGCGGCGAGCAGGCCCGAGACUCCUCCUACGACCGGAGAGGGGGGCACGCGGAGCGCGACCGCAGGGAGAACCGGGAGAGAGAAACGAGAGCGUCAUCUCCCGCCAGACACCAGGGCCGCGGCGAGGAUUCUGAGCGGGACCGCGAGGACCGGAGGGAGGACAGGAGAGAAGACCGCCCCCGCGAUAGAGACAGGGAGAGGGAAAGGGAGAGAGAGAGAGAGAGGGAGAGGGAGAGAGAGAAGGACAAGGAGCGGGAGAGGGAGAAAGAGCGGGAGACUGAGCGAGAACGCGUCCGAGAGAGGGACAGGGAGAGGGAGCGCGAGAGAGACCGCGAGAGGGAGAGAGAGAGGGAAAGGGAGGAGAGGGAGAGGGAGAGAGAGCGGGAGGAGAGAGAGAGGGAGCGCGAGGAAAGGGAGAGAGAGAGGGAGCGGGAGAGGAAGGAGAGGGAACGAGAGAGGGAGCAGAGAGAGCGGGAGAGGCAGAGGGAAUGGGAGGAGCGAGAGAAAGGGAGGGAGGAGAGGAGGGAGCGGAGAGAGGAGCCGAGAGAGGAGCGGUCUUCGCUCAGAGAGUCCCACGAGGACCGGAAGACCAGCCGUAAGCGGCACCGUGUGGAGAGCCCCCCCAGCCCACGCCCGUCCCCCAAAAGAGCUCGAGAGGCCAGCCCCCCCGACAGCGAUGGCUACAACAGCAGCGAGGAGAAGAGAGGAGAGAAACACCGGCUCCUGAGUCAGGUGGUGCGCCCCCAGGAGCCCCUGCGCUCCCCGCCCGCCGCCCCCGGGGAGGAGAAGUCCAGCCGCUGGAAGGAGGAGGAGCGGCGGCCGGAGAAGAAGGAGGCGAGCAGGAGCCGGCACGAGGAGGCGGAGCCGCGUAGCGAGCGCGGCGCGGGCAGGGCGCCCGAGCGGCGCAGCGGGGAGCACGUCUCCGACGGCCCGGCCGCCGCCGCGCCCGCCGAGGCCCGGCGGGGCAAAGACCGGCAGGACUCCACCCCUCCGGCCCCGCCCGCCCCGCCCCCCGCGCAGGAGGACAAGGGAGCCCCGCCCCCGGCCGCCCACGAGGAGGGCAAGAAGAACAAGAAGUCCCAGAAGAAGGGGCUGAAGAAGAACCGCAGGGAGGAGGACGGGGCGGGGGCGCCCGAGAGGACCACCAACCCCGAGCCGCCCGCCCCCGCCGUCCUGCAGGCCCCGCCCCCCCUGCUGUCGCCCCGCAAGGCCACCAAGAAGAAGGCCCUGGAGAAGAAGCGCAAGCGCUCCCGGGGCGGGGACUCGGACGCCUCCGAGGACGAGCCGCACCACCAGCAGCCCAGCAAGCGCAAGCGCGGCCCCCGGACCCCGCCCUCGCUGCUGCCGCUCCCCCCCAGGGAGCAGUCCCCCCCCCAGAAACCCGGCGCCGCCGUGGAGCCGGCCCAGCCGCCGCCGCAGCCUGCCAAAGCGGACGCCGCCUUCAGCGACUGGUCGGACGAGGAGGUGCCCGCGGCCCCCGUGGAGAAGCCGCGGCCGGAGCCGCUCCGCAGGGGGCCCAAGGCGGGGGCCAAGGAGCCGGCCAUCGCCCCGCUGCUGCCGCAGGAGCCCCCGCCGCUCCCGCUGCAGCCCCUGCUCCCGCAGCACCUCCUGCGCAAGCCGCCCGCCGAGCAGAAGCGCAGCAGCAGCCUGGGGAGCAACCAGAGCCGCGCCUCCUCCCGCCGCCUCCGCUCGCCCUCCAGCGAGUCCGCGCACCGCGUCGCCCCCGACGACCAGCCCGGCGCCCGCCCCCGCAGGGGCCGCCUGCAGACCGCCGCCUCCCGCGACCGGGAGAGGGAGAGAGAGAGGGAGCGGGAGAGGGACCGGGACCGAGAGCGGGAGAGAGAGAGGGAGAGGGAGAGAGAGAGGGAGCGCGACAGGGAGAGGGAGAGGGCCGCUGCUGUGGAGCCCACGGAGAGGAGGUCCCGCAUCGACCAGCUGAAGAGGGGAGAGCCCAGCCGCAGCACCUCCUCCGACCGGCAGGACUCGCGCAGCCACAGCUCCCGCCGGAGCUCGCCGGAGUCGGAGCGGCAGGCCCGCUCCCGGGCGGGGUCCUACGACAGCCGCGAGCGCGACAAGGAGCGCGAGCGCGAGCGCAAGGACCUGCGGCCGCAGCCGCGCGACUGGGAGCGCCCGGAGCCCGAGGCGCGGGACUGGGCCGGGCGGGGCCGGGAGCCCCUCCCCCUGCUGCUCCGCGGCCGCGAGGCCCUGAGGGAGCGCGAGCUCCGCGAGCUCCGCAAGAGGGAGGCGGAGCUGGAGCGGGACAACCGCCACCUGUCGGAGAGCCUGCUGCUGCACGAGCGCGAGCGGCUGCUGCCGCUGGACCUGCCGCCGCACGCCGAGCUCAAGCCCCGCCCCGACCCCAAGGCCGAGCGCGCCGAGCCCGAGCCGCUCAUGGCGCCCCGCGAGCCCGCCCCCGCCGAGACGGACAGGCCCGCCGACGGCCUGCACGCCCUGGAGGAGCCGCGCGAGGCCGAGCGGCCGGACAGCGUGGACGAAGAGGAUGAUGGGAAGGUGGAGGACGCACAGUCGGCGGUGUCGGGAGGCGAGGAGUACGAGCCAAUCAGUGACGACGAGCUGGAUGAGAUCCUGGCUGACAGCGCGCAGAAGAAGGAGGACCAGCAGGAAGAGGAGAAGAUCCCAGGGCCCCUGGACGUGAUCGAUGUGGACUGGUCCAGCCUGAUGCCCAAGCAGAAGGCCGAGCCGCGGGAGGAGGGGGCGGCGCUGCUCCGGUUCACCCCGGGCGCCGUCCUCCUCAGGACGGGCGUGUCCCGCCGGCUGGCCGGGCCCCAGCUCCUCGCCCGGGUGAAGGAAGCGUGCCAGGGGGAGCUGCAGGAUCCCAAAGAUUUAGAGCAGCUGUUUGAGCACGACCUGGGUGCCUUGAACAUGGCCGCCCUGAAGAGGCGGGAGGAGAGGGCGGGGCUGCUGCGGAACCUGGGGCCCUGCUGCAAGGCCCUGUGUGCCCGCAGGGACCUGGCCAUCCGCCGCCAGCUGCUCAAGAACGACAAGGGGAGCACCAAGCACAUGUACGCGGGUGCGCCGCUGGUGGACGCCGAGCUGCUGCAGCUGAGCGUGCGCCUCUUUAAGAAGAAGAUGAGCCCGUGCCAGCCUCAGGGCCAGGACAAGGCCGAGCCGGGCGUGGCGCUGCCCGAGCCCGUCGCGCAGCCCGAAGUGUGUGUGCCCUGAGAGCGCUUUAAAAGAACGGGCCACAGAUCCAGGAUCAGCUCACCCCGUCCCCGUUACUAACCCCAAUCAUUUCCUUCAAAACCUGAGACUGACGCAGGGUCAUUGUUUUGGGGGAGUGUAAUCUGUACAAAGCAUGACAUAUGCCAUAGAGACUGCCGGAUGUGCUAGCCUAUGGAGGAAAUGAGGUCCUGUCAAUUGAACUUGCUGAGAAAUGUUGACACAAAGCAGUGAGAUGCUGUAUACACGACUCUUUUGUUUUGUAUUAGAACAGCAUGGUUUUUUUUUUUUAACUUGUCUUUUUAACAAUGUGCUGUACUGAAAUUCAAUUUUUUGUGCAUCAGUUAGUAAAAAUAAGCCUUACAAUUG
Anguilla rostrata (American eel) is the source of this 5289-nucleotide messenger RNA. It is a transcript of the gene zc3h13, whose product is annotated as zinc finger CCCH-type containing 13. The transcript has 18 exons. The record is from RefSeq and is a predicted model, not a curated record. NCBI's taxonomy places the organism in Eukaryota, Metazoa, Chordata, Actinopteri, Anguilliformes, Anguillidae. The coding region runs from base 1 to 4923 and encodes 1640 amino acids.